AAUGCCUCGUGCACGCAGAUCCACCCGCCUCACAGGCGGUAAGACAAAGUACACGAAUGAUCCCUUCGAGGCAGCAGGGGUAAGCGAUGAGUCAGACAACGGGUCCAAGGCGCCCAAGGGGAGAACAGAACAAGUCAGCGACAACGAGUCAUCCGAUGAGGAAUUCCAGGCCAAUGAAGAGCAGGAUGAAGAGGAAGAAGAUGACGACCAGGGGUCCCAAGAGGACGUAGCUGGCGAAAAUGACGGCGAAGGAGCCGAAGAUGAUGACGAGGAGGAAGAGUAUGCCUCUGACCGCGGGCGCGGUGCGCAAAAGGCCAUUGCUUCUCGACCGAAACUCCAGCGAAAACGGCUCGGGGGUGACCUUGCUAUGCUGUCGAAGGAUGAGACGCAUUCGCGCGGUACUCAUAGCUCGAUGGAGCAUAUGGGGAAGAUGCUCCAUAUGAGGAUUACGUUUGGUACUGAUGAGAAGGAUCUGUUGUCUAUUGUUUAUGCGCGACAGCGGUGGUAUAAGGGUGUUGAUUCUGGGUUUCCGACUCGUGCUUCCCUAAAUGAGGCGCUGGAUGUGCCGGAUUGUGGGUUUGGGCCGACUUUUGGUGUUGAGCCGGAGGAAAUGAAGAGGGAAAGAACGCGCGGGUGGGAUUGGUAUUAUGAUAGUGAUGUGGGAGGGAGGUUUAAGAAGCGCCAACGUCUAAAGACUAUUACUGAGAAAGAAGUCUAUCAAAAAUUCAUUCCGCAGGCCAAGGAGAAGAAGCAUACCGUGCUUAUUGGGCCCGUCGAUGAUCAGAAGGUGUUCACGUUGGGACAUCAUGAGUCUUUCGAUUUUGGAGAAGCUUUUGGAGAGGCUAAGAUUCGAGAGAAAGCAAAGCCGGGCACUGGUAGCAAGUCCAAAGGUAAGGCUUCUGCACAGGAUGAUUCUACCAGUCGAGUUCGAAAGAACCGCGAAGGAUGGAUUAUCAAUCUAGGGCAGAAGGUUCAGUGUAUGGCUUGGGCUCCAAAUCAACCCGGUCUCACACAGUAUCUGGCCGUGUCUACGCCGAUAUCAAAGGGAGAGAAAGAAAAGUAUCCGGACCCGUUCAAGGACCGUGGUGCUCGAGCAUUUAGGCCAUCCCCUCCGUAUCCAUGUGCCUUGCAGCUUUGGAUGUUCAAGGCCGAGAGGGAAGAGUCUCUUACAAAACACAUUGAUAUGAACUUCAAACCAAAACUACGAAUGGCCCUAUGCACUAAUUGGGGCGAUCUAAGACGAAUGGCCUGGUGCCCAAUACGUCGAGAUUCUCGGGAAGAGGAUGAUGAUGACGCCUUGAAAUCUGUCGGGCUUCUUGCUAGUGUAUGGGGAGAUGGAUAUGUAAGAGCCCUAGAUAUCAAGCUUAGCCGCGACCCGAACAAGGCCGAAUACUACGCAGUGCAGUCUCCAGUCUUCGAAGCUAAGCCACCAUCGACUCUCUGUACAUGUUUAACAUGGCUCUCUCCAAGUGAUAUCGCUGUUGGCUGUGCCAACGGGUUCGUCGCUAUUUGGAGCAUUGUGCCUUUGCCGAACUCUCCAACAAACCCUUUCCCUUAUUUUUACCAUCCGAUCCAUUCUACAUACAUUCUUAAUCUAGCAUCGGCUUAUCCAACAAAUGCUCAUCUGAUAACGACUACGUCCAUGGACGGAGAGACGCGGCUAUGGUCGGUUUUAGAUCCCCAAACGGACAUGGUGGACUCUAACCGCAUGCGAGUGGGAUCGCCUUACUUAACGUACUCUCCUCUGCUACACUCUUUUCUCUCCAGCGACGAGAACGAUUUCGCCAGACUUUUAGCUGUGCGACGAUUCUAUACUACGACGGCAGUAGCUCGAUUCCCUAGCACAGUUUCUUCGCUGGCCCCAUGCAGCGUCUGGCAUCCCAGCGUCAUGUACGGGUGCACCAGCGGUGCGGUAGUCGCGACGAACCCCUUACGGCGAUUGUUGCACGUCAAAGAAAAGCAAUGGCAACAGACCUGGUUUACCCAUGAGUGGGCGCGUGGUGACGACGCAAGCGAUCCAGGUAUCAGUAGAUUUCACGAUGGCUACCGCGCUGAGAGCAUAAGCCUACUACGGAACAUGAUGGGGGAUCGCAAGAUGGUGAACGGGGUAAUGAUGAUCACAAUCUACGAAGAGGGAACGCAUGUCACCGCACUCUCUUGGAAUCCAAAUCAGGCAUGCGCGGGGUGGGCCAGUGCUGGUAUGGGCUGCGGACUGAUUCGAGUGGAGGAUCUGGCUACGUAACCACCCUUUUUUACAUAGUUGGUGUCCUCUCAAUCUUACUCCGAGGAUGACUGUUGUUAUAUUGAACGAGGUUCAUGACCGCCAGUCUUAUUACGUAUGUCCUGCAUGAUUUAUGGGGUUCUGUGUAUC
Aspergillus caelatus is the source of this 2371-nucleotide messenger RNA. Its product is annotated as transcription factor TFIIIC subunit TFC6. Gene Ontology annotation, biological process: transcription by RNA polymerase III. Gene Ontology annotation, cellular component: transcription factor TFIIIC complex. Gene Ontology annotation, molecular function: protein binding. The record is from RefSeq and is a predicted model, not a curated record. The transcript has 2 exons. Lineage: Eukaryota; Fungi; Ascomycota; Eurotiomycetes; Eurotiales; Aspergillaceae. The annotation marks the transcript as partial.